Molecule: messenger RNA, 828 nt
Organism: Paramisgurnus dabryanus
Lineage: Eukaryota; Metazoa; Chordata; Actinopteri; Cypriniformes; Cobitidae
Gene: urm1
Product: ubiquitin related modifier 1
Biological process (GO): tRNA thio-modification
Cellular component (GO): cytoplasm
Source: RefSeq, a predicted model, not a curated record
UACUCACAGGCAGACGCAGUUUCCGGAGAAGAUGUAUGAUUUUUUUCCGGGUUUUAAACCAACAUGGCGGCGCCCUUAGCUUUGCACCUGGAGUUCGGAGGAGGAGCUGAACUUCUGUUUGAUGGAGUAAAGACUCAUCAUGUGACACUUCCAAGCCAAUCAGAACCCUGGGACAUGAAGCAGCUGCUGGCGUGGAUUCGAGGAAACAUGCUGAAGGAACGCCCGGAGCUGUUUAUGCAGGGCAAUACUGUUAGACCAGGGAUUCUUGUAUUGAUUAAUGAUGCAGACUGGGAACUGAUGGGAGAACUGGAGUAUCAGCUUCAGGACCAGGAUAAUGUCGUCUUUAUCUCCACACUUCAUGGAGGUUAACUGACUCCUAAGGCUGCACGACACCCAUACAGGAACCCUGCCACCUUUCAAAGGGUCAAAAUUCAAACGGUCUGCCAACGCCAUCGUUUCCAGAUUUCGCCGAAUCUAGUAAACAGACGCUGCCUUAUUUUGGUUUUCACUCCAAUGAAAUGUAACGUCAUUGGAAAUGAGACUGCGGUAGGACCGUUGAAGAGCAUGGCGGGGUUAGGAUGGGAGCACGGACUCAUUAGGAAGGUCAUUCUGUCUAGCCAGUGUCCAGAUGGAUUCUCCUGAGAAAUGAUGAACCGGUUACCCCAUGUCAAAUGGCUCCUUUAUAAUUUACCUUUAUUUUCUGUAUGAUGCUUCUAUACCUCUAUAUGUUUACUAUACUGACUGUUUUUAUUUUGAUGUAGAUAAAUAUGAAAUAUGAUUACAUUGUUGUUGUUUUUUAAUAAAAACUGAAAUAUCUUUGUGCAUAAA